Messenger RNA from Misgurnus anguillicaudatus (oriental weatherfish), 1862 nucleotides. RefSeq names its product fucosyltransferase 10 (gene pofut3). The record is from RefSeq and is a predicted model, not a curated record. Gene Ontology annotation, cellular component: Golgi membrane. Gene Ontology annotation, molecular function: alpha-(1->3)-fucosyltransferase activity. NCBI's taxonomy places the organism in Eukaryota, Metazoa, Chordata, Actinopteri, Cypriniformes, Cobitidae.
AGUUGAAGGGGCGUGCAACGGAAGUGACGACACCAAACAAAGAAAUAGUUGCAUGUUUGAACAGAUGCGCGUAGAGCAAUAAAACUUCAGAAACUGCGCGUCAGAUGGCAAACAUGAAGCGGAUUUGUUUACACACUUCACGGAUCAUUUAAAUGAAUUUACGCGUUAAUGUUUUAGACAUGAUGCGAAUCUCCGUUAAAAAACUGUUUGCUGUGUGUCUGUGCGCGUGCGCGUGCCUGCUUAUAAUCAUGACUUUACAGUUUAUAGAGGAGUUUGGGCAGACUGUAGAGACCCGUCUCACCAAGAGAGGAACAUUUAUAACCCAUCAUGAAUCAGAUGUUCAGGAUCCGAUCAUUGUGUGGUGGUCUCCACUGACCGGAGAACAGGGACGACUGGCAGAUUGUGGCCAUAACAGAUGUUUCUUGACCAUAAACAAAUCUUAUCAUUCUCAUCCACUGACACAAGCUUAUCUCUUUUAUGGUACAGAUUUCAGCUUUGAAAGUCUUCCUCUUCCGAGAAGCGAUCACCAUCAUUGGGCUCUGUUUCAUGAGGAAUCGCCCAAGAAUAACUACAAACUCUUUCACGAGCCGCUCAUCACCCUGUUCAACCACACGGCGACGUUCAGCCGUCAUUCUCAUCUUCCUCUCACCACACAACAUCUGGAGAACCUCAGCGUUCUCACUUCACAAACGCAUCUGAUUCCUCUGUCCUACAAAAACCACCUGAGAGAAACCCUCGCACCCGUGGUGUACGUUCAGUCCGACUGCGACCCGCCGUCCGAUCGAGACGUUUACGUUCAGGAACUGAUGAAGCACAUUCGGGUGGACUCCUAUGGAGAAUGUCUUCAUAAUAAAGACCUACCGGCCCAUCUGAGAGACUCCACUGCGAUGGACCAUCAGGAUUUCUAUCAGAUGCUCUCUCAGUAUAAAUUCAUCCUGGCCUUUGAGAAUGCCGUCUGUGAGGACUACAUCACUGAGAAACUGUGGAGACCUCUGAAGAUCGGGGUCGUGCCGGUGUACUACGGAGCUCCGAACGUUCACGCGUGGCUGCCGGACAGGAGAAGCGCGAUUGUGGUGAACCCAGAGGAGCCGCCAGAGAAACUGGCUCAGUAUUUAAAGAGACUGGACAGGAAUGAUUGGGAAUAUUCACAAUACCUGGAGUGGAAACUCAAGCGGGAGAUCUCGAAUGUGAAUCUGAUAAAACAUCUGAGGGAACGUCAGUGGGGCAUUCAUGACAUCACUCAGGAGAACUUCAUUGAUGUGUUUGAGUGUCUGGUGUGUAACAGAGUCUGGGAGAACAUCAACAGACAGAAACAGAAACUGCCAGCUAAAGUCUGGCGAGCUGAGGCGACUCAUUUAAAGUGUCCAUCUCCAAAACUCUUCAACUUUAUUGUGAGUCCCUCGAACAGUUCACAUCUGAGGAGGAUCUGGAGAGACGCUUAUAAACAAUCUGAAAGAGAAGCCAUCGCUCUGAGACGACUGAUUGACAGAAACACAAACUUUACCCAAACACAGUUCUGGAGAGAGGUCUUCAUCAGAUGACACAAACAACAGGAUAUACUUUAAAGGGACAAUAUUAUGAAUAUUUUUAUACGAUGUUAUAUAAUUCUCGUGUGCCUAAAAUGUGUCUGAAGUUUCAGCUCAAAAUACCUCACAGAUCAUUUCUUAUAGCAUGUCCAAAAUGCUGCAUUAAUGCUACAACGUGCUAACAAACUCAUUUUCGGAUAAAAUAAACCAGUCAGUCAGUGGCUGUGGGCGGGGCUUUAUCAGUGUGAUGUCAUAUGAACAAGAGAAUUAGAACAGCAUGUCUAAUGAUGAGACUGUUUUGGUUUAAUGGGGAUUAAAAAGGAAGGGUACAUUUUU